AUGGAAACGAAGGACGCCGCCGAGCAGACGAGCAAACUGGGCAGCCUUCUUGGCCUACCUGGACGAAAUUCAACGGCAGCCCUACAUACUGACGUACGAUUGCUUCCGACCAUAGACGUUUGCACUUUAGAAUUCCCGGAUAACUACACGCCGCCAGAUCAUAUUGCAGGGCUUCGCAUAAACGCGUGCAAUCUCCGCAAAAUGCACGACCACCAGCAAAUGCUGGCCGAAAAAGAGCGACUCGAACGGCUAGCCACCUUGCCCGAGGAACUACUGCUCGGUCAGCCCCCAGAGGGCACUUCCGGCCACCACAUCCGGCAUCAGAGGCAGCAUUUGGAGGAAGCAAACAGGGAGUUCGAUCCCAGGUCUAGGAUAGUCGGAUCCACGGUCAUUCUGAGAAGGGAAGAGCUGCAGUCUUUGGCGCAUAAUCGAAGUAGUUAUUCUACUGUUAACAGAUAGGCUUAAGAGGUUUGAGGCGUAGGGAGAUGAGCGGGAAAUCACGAGCGGAUUGUAGAUGGUACGGUUUGGUCAUUUGGCUUGGCGAAAGGGAGUGAGAUCAGAUUCAAAAAGUCUCAGUUCAGACGAAAAAGGCUUAUGAUUGUAUGUCCAUUUUUUUGCGGCUGAGAAUAGCUAUAUAGUCGAAAUCAUGAAAGGUGACGAUUACAUCAUCAUUUUAGUCUAUAGUAAAGGCAACGACAGCGAUUUGUGAAUAUUUUUAAUGAAGUUUUAAAUAUGUUAGACAGAGGCAAACAGAAUUUUAUUGUCUAAACAGACUGUAUUGCUAAUUUGCAUGUAUCCAACAAAGAUAGACGAUGUUUUCAUGUUGCAUGGUCGAUCGUAUUUCAAAGAUGGAUAGUUAGGUUAUGUUAAAGCAGGUUAGGUUGUUUUCGGAUAAUACUUUGGAC
Molecule: messenger RNA, 905 nt
Organism: Acanthoscelides obtectus
Lineage: Eukaryota; Metazoa; Arthropoda; Insecta; Coleoptera; Chrysomelidae
Source: the annotation of a GenBank genome assembly